GACUUGAACUGGUGACCCAGACGGAUGAUAAUCACUUGACGAUAAGCGGAUCGCAAAUAGACGCGCUCUCCCAUCCAUGGGGGGUCGCAUUUUCGAUCAUGGGCGUGUUAUUGCACCCAAGUCACUUGGUUUCCCUGGUAUUUGGCCAAUCUAAUCGUGGAUCGGGAAUAGGGAAUCGGGGGAGCGCCUCUCGAGUGGUUGCCAUGGUGCAUCCAGGCGUAAUCUUCGCCUUGGCGAUAGCUGCGCCUUAUCGCCGGAACUUUUCCAAUGCUAUUUGAACCCAUUGAACCCGUAUUUGUUUGUAACUUUUCGCAACCAUCGGCGGCGGGAACAUAAAUAUUAUUUUUGUUUCGAAGCGUUAUUAAAAACAUGGCAUAAAGCUGACCAGGCAGCCGUUCAUUUUCCACGGUCCGCACAUAUUCAACGAUCGUCUUGGCGAGCGCAUCGCACAUUGCACAGCAUUCCAAUUACUAUAUAUAUAUAUAUAUAAUAUACAAUACUAUAUAAAUCCGAACAGAAUAUGGCCGAUCAGAAACUGCUGCAAACCCCGCUGGCACAGGGCGAUCCGGAGCUGGCCGAGCUGAUCAAGAAGGAGAAGGAGCGCCAGCGCGAAGGACUCGAGAUGAUCGCCAGUGAGAACUUCACCUCGGUGGCGGUUCUCGAGAGCCUGAGCUCCUGCCUGACCAACAAGUACUCCGAGGGAUAUCCCGGCAAGAGGUACUACGGUGGCAACGAGUACAUCGACCGCAUAGAGCUGCUCGCCCAGCAACGCGGACGCGAGCUGUUCAACCUGGACGAUGAGAAGUGGGGCGUUAAUGUGCAGCCUUAUUCCGGAUCCCCGGCCAAUCUGGCUGUCUACACGGGCGUCUGCCGGCCCCACGAUCGCAUCAUGGGCCUGGAUCUGCCCGAUGGCGGUCACUUGACGCACGGUUUCUUCACGCCCACCAAGAAGAUAUCGGCCACAUCGAUCUUCUUCGAGAGCAUGCCGUACAAAGUGAACCCGGAGACGGGCAUCAUCGAUUACGAUAAGUUGGCGGAGGCGGCGAAGAAUUUCCGGCCGCAGAUCAUCAUUGCUGGCAUAUCGUGCUACUCCCGUCUGCUGGACUAUGCGCGUUUCCGACAGAUUUGCGAUGAUGUGGGCGCCUACCUGAUGGCCGACAUGGCCCAUGUGGCGGGCAUUGUGGCCGCGGGAUUGAUACCAUCGCCGUUCGAAUGGGCCGACAUUGUGACCACCACCACGCACAAGACACUGCGAGGUCCGCGCGCCGGCGUGAUCUUCUUCCGCAAGGGCGUGCGCAGCACCAAGGCCAAUGGAGACAAGGUACUCUACGAUCUGGAGGAGCGCAUCAACCAGGCGGUGUUUCCAUCACUCCAGGGUGGUCCGCACAACAACGCCGUGGCUGGCAUUGCCACCGCCUUCAAGCAGGCCAAGAGUCCCGAAUUCAAGGCCUACCAGACGCAGGUGCUCAAGAAUGCCAAGGCCCUGUGCGAUGGCCUCAUUUCGCGAGGCUAUCAGGUGGCCACCGGCGGCACCGACGUCCAUUUGGUGCUGGUCGAUGUGCGUAAGGCUGGCCUGACCGGCGCCAAGGCCGAGUACAUCCUCGAGGAGGUGGGCAUCGCGUGCAACAAGAACACUGUGCCCGGCGACAAGUCCGCCAUGAAUCCCUCCGGCAUCCGGCUGGGCACACCGGCCCUGACCACUCGCGGCCUUGCCGAGCAGGACAUCGAGCAGGUGGUGGCCUUCAUCGAUGCUGCCCUAAAGGUUGGCGUCCAGGCAGCCAAGCUGGCCGGCAGUCCCAAGAUAACCGAUUACCACAAGACGCUGGCCGAGAAUGUGGAGCUCAAGGCCCAGGUGGACGAGAUCCGCAAGAAUGUGGCCCAGUUCAGCAGGAAAUUCCCGCUGCCCGGCCUGGAGACCCUGUAGGUGCUGCCUGCUUUGUUUGUCCCUUUUUCUUUUGUUCGCCUUACGAUUUACAUCCUCGAAAAGUCCGCUUGUUAAUAUCAUAAGUGGGAAUUAGUAGUUAAGCCAUUAAACGCAUUUCAGUUUACAUACC
Drosophila melanogaster (fruit fly) is the source of this 2054-nucleotide messenger RNA. RefSeq names its product serine hydroxymethyl transferase (gene Shmt). Gene Ontology annotation, biological process: glycine biosynthetic process; tetrahydrofolate interconversion. Lineage: Eukaryota; Metazoa; Arthropoda; Insecta; Diptera; Drosophilidae. Gene Ontology annotation, molecular function: glycine hydroxymethyltransferase activity; pyridoxal phosphate binding. The transcript is spliced from 2 exons. The record is from RefSeq and is marked reviewed. Bases 521 to 1924 code for a protein of 467 amino acids.